Molecule: messenger RNA, 543 nt
Organism: Anthostomella pinea
Lineage: Eukaryota; Fungi; Ascomycota; Sordariomycetes; Xylariales; Xylariaceae
Source: the annotation of a GenBank genome assembly
AUGGCUUCCCUACGCGCCGUACAACCCCUCGCUCGUCGAGCUCCGGCAUUGUUUGCUUCGAGAGCUGGUAUACAGUCUGCCGGACGGAGAUUCCUGAAUACCGACUCGGCUCCUGUCCUCUACUCGGCACAUGCCAAGGUCGUGGGGGCGCGCACCGGCCACGUCGAAGGCGACGACCUCAAGGUCGGCCUAACCAUGUCCAAAGCACUCGGCGGCACCGGCGACAAGGGCAAGACGAACCCGGAGGAGCUCUUCGCGGCGGGCUACGGCGCGUGCUUCCAGUCGGCUAUGAACGCGUCGGCGGCGUCGCUGGGCAUCCGCAUGCCCACCACGCCCGAGGACAGCAUCGUCGAGAACACCGUGCACCUGGUCGGCGAUAUGAAGAACCUCGACAUGGGCAUCCGCGUCGACAUGAAGAUCAAGAUCCGCGGUCUGGACAAGGCUGAUAUUGAUAAGGUGGUGGAGAAGGCGAAGGAGGUCUGCCCGUAUAGCCGGGCUACUAGGGGAAAUGUCACGACGAAUAUUGCGGUGGAGCAGAUGUAG